Molecule: messenger RNA, 1089 nt
Organism: Tripterygium wilfordii
Lineage: Eukaryota; Viridiplantae; Streptophyta; Magnoliopsida; Celastrales; Celastraceae
Exons: 7
Coding region: 1-1089 (362 amino acids)
Source: RefSeq, a predicted model, not a curated record
AUGGCAUAUGUUGCAUGCACUUGUUGUCGCCAGAGCCUUCAUGUGCAGAGCCAACUGAAGCGUUUGAACAAAUCUCCUCUUAAAUCUAUCAAGAGUCCAGAUGGAGAUAUAAUUGAUUGCAUCCACAUUUAUGAUCGACCUGCCUUUGAUCAUCCUUUAUUGAAAAAUAAUAAAAUCCAGAAAAGACCAGCUUUGCACCCCAAGAUAACUUUUGGUAUGAGAAAUGUCUCUGUAAAACCCAUUACACAGCUUUGGCAGUUGAAUGGAGAAUGCCUCGCAGAAACAAUUCUCAUCAGAAGAACUAGAAAACGUGAUAUAUUAAGAGCAGGAUCUAUUCAAGCAUUUGGAAAAAAGAAAUAUCUCACCUUCCCUCUAUCAAAUACUACAAAAACAAUCCCUGGUCAAAAUCUUAAAGAGUAUGCAAUAGCUUACAGAGCAUCAGGGCGUAAGUAUUAUGGUGCUAAGGCAUCCUUAAGUAUAUGGAAUCCUAGAGUUGAACAACGUAACGAAUUUAGCGUAUCUCAAAUUUGGGUAUACAACCAGUUAUAUGGAGAUAACAAUACUCGGCUAUUCAUUUAUUGGACUAGCGAUAGAUAUGUGUCAACGGGUUGCUACAAUCUAUUGUGCAAAGGCUUCAUUCAAGAAAAUAAAGAAAUAGUUUUGGGAGGAACCCUUACUCAAGUUUCUGUCCAUAAUGGUGUUCAACAUGAUCUAAAAGUUUAUAUUUUUCAGGACCCAAUGGUGGGUAACUGGUGGUUGCAGUAUGGAGACAAGAUGCUGGGAUAUUGGCCAUCAUCUUUAUUUACAUAUCUGAAUGAAAGUGCGACAUCGAUUGUGAAUAGACAGGAAGGUGGACAACAUACCACAACUGAAAUGGGUAGUGGUCGUUUUCCUAUAGAAGGUUUGGGCAAUGCUGCUUACUUCAAACAUAUUCAAUAUCUUGAUCAAGAGCAGAAACUCAAGGAUGCUAGGAGUUUGCACACUGUGAUUACUCGACCCACCUGCUAUGAUCUUCGAAUUCGUUAUGGUGGCGAAAUGAAAACCCACUUCUAUCAUGGAGGUCCUGGAAGAAAUCCUGAUUGCCCAUGA